AUGACAGCAACUGAGGAAAAUCAACCCCUCAUCACCACCCCCACCCCUUCUACGAGCACUCAGAGGACUUCGUAUGAUUCCGUUGCCUUCACGAAGGGGAAUGGCCAUCACACGGACUCCCACGGUUCCAGCACAGAGGCUGUCCUAAGAAUGGAGCCAGUGGUCUCAAAACACGAAAUCCACCCCCUGUCAGCCACCAACGACAGGAUCACCUACACUUGGAGCGAAGUGAACGUCUACUACACGGCGCGCAAUGGCAGGGCCUGGGAUCGACUAUUCCGGAGGAAAAAACCGGUUGAGCAGAGGCAUAUUCUCAAAGACGCUUGUGGUGUGGCAUACCCUGGUGAACUACUAGUGAUAAUGGGCUCAUCAGGCGCAGGGAAAACGACUCUAUUAAACGCCCUGACGUUUCGCUCAUCCCGAGGCAUAACAGUCUCUGGGACAAUGGCAGCGAAUGGCCGGCGAGUGACAUCGAGUGUACUCACGUCGAGAACAGCUUAUGUACAGCAGGACGAUUUAUUUGUUGGGACUCUCACCGUACGAGAGCAUCUGCUCUUUCAAGCCAUGGUGCGAAUGGACCGGGAUAUUCCGUACAAGCAACGGGUGAAAAGGGUCAAUGACGUCAUAUCAGAAUUGGCCCUGACGAAGUGCAGGGAUACGAUAAUCGGUAUCCCCGGACGCGUGAAAGGGCUCUCCGGCGGAGAAAUGAAGAGAUUAUCAUUUGCUUCUGAGGUACUCACCGAUCCGCCACUCAUGUUCUGCGACGAGCCAACAUCAGGGCUGGAUUCCUUCAUGGCGCAUCAGGUGGUGUCUGUGUUGAAGGCACUGGCAGCUAGGGGGAAAACCAUCAUCGCGACUCUUCAUCAACCAUCCUCGGAGCUCUUUGCGCUUUUCGACAGGAUUCUCCUCAUGGCAGAGGGACGGGUCGCUUUCAUGGGGACGCCUGAACAGGCUUAUGCUUUUUUUAAAACGAUGGGAGCUGUGUGCCCCAGCAACUACAACCCCGCGGAUUAUUUCGUCCAAGUGUUGGCAGUGGUGCCAGGACGCGAGACCUCCUGCAGGCACACAAUCAACGCAGUCUGCGAUGCAUUUCAGAGGAGUGACAAUGGGACUAAAAUCGCAAUCGAGGCGGAAACGAUCCAAGGGGAAUUCGAGGAGUCUCUGAGGGCUUCCGAGGGGAAAGACAAUGGGAGGUCACCUUACAAGGCUUCCUGGUGCGAGCAGUUUCGCGCAGUCCUCUGGAGGUCAUGGUUAUCGGUGAUCAAGGAGCCUAUUCUCAUCAAAGUUCGACUGUUGCAGACGUUUAUGGUGUCUCUAUUAAUCGGAGUGAUCUACUAUGGGCAAAGGCUGGAUCAGGACGGAGUGAUGAACAUAAAUGGUGCCCUCUUUAUUUUCCUGACGAACAUGACCUUUCAAAAUGUUUUCGCUGUUAUCAGUGUCUUUUGCGCUGAGCUACCCAUAUUCCUACGUGAACACAGAAACGGAAUGUAUCGAACAGACAUUUAUUUUAUCUGUAAAACUCUCGCGGAGGCGCCGAUCUUCGUGGCAGUCCCUCUCCUCUUUACGACAAUAGUCUACCCAAUGGUCGGAUUAUAUCCUGGGAUCGAUCACUUCUUCAUCGCCGCUGGGAUCAUGACGCUCAUCGCCAAUGUCGCCACUUCAUUCGGGUAUCUCAUCUCUUGCGCAAGCACUAAUAUUUCUAUGGCUUUGUCUGUUGGUCCUCCCGUUAUCAUUCCAUUCUUGUUGUUCGGCGGAUUUUUCCUGAAUACAGCAUCUGUCCCCAUAUACUUCGAGUGGUUCUCCUACCUGUCAUGGUUUCGUUACGGUAAUGAGGCACUACUAAUUAACCAGUGGUCCGAGGUUGAAACAAUAGCCUGCACGCGCAGUAAUGCGACCUGUCCCAAGACCGGCCACAUGGUUCUGCAAACCUACAACUUCACCGAGGGGGACUUUAACAUGGACAUCAUUGCCCUCUGCGCUCUCAUCGUCAGCUUCAGGUUCUUCGCGUUUUUGGCAUUGCUAUCGAAAACUUUACGAAAGACAUGAGAGUAUUUGAUGAAGUUAAGAAGCCAUUGGUCCAGAUUUUCUAUUUCGAAUAUUUCUAAAUGGAGAAAGUUAUUUCAAUCAACUUAUUUCCAUCAAUUUUUUCUGUUACAAAUAAUUAUUUUUAAGAUAUAGAAAUAAAAUGACAAAUAAAAUGAAUGAAAUAAAUUACAUUUUUUGAGACAAAGAAAUGUAUUUUGACAUCUCACUUAUGGGAUCAUCUUUUGGUCUUUCGUAUUUAUAUUUGCUUGAAGAAUAGAAUACUGUCUGUAAUUUGACUAUUUCAGAAGUUCUAAAUGCCUCAAUUAUUGUAUAUAUUCAAUAAAUUGAAAUAAUAAAAUAAAAGAUGAAAAAUAAAUUGA
Messenger RNA from Diachasma alloeum, 2405 nucleotides. RefSeq names its product protein white. NCBI's taxonomy places the organism in Eukaryota, Metazoa, Arthropoda, Insecta, Hymenoptera, Braconidae. Gene Ontology annotation, molecular function: ATP hydrolysis activity; ABC-type transporter activity; ATP binding. Gene Ontology annotation, cellular component: plasma membrane. The record is from RefSeq and is a predicted model, not a curated record. Bases 1 to 2046 code for a protein of 681 amino acids. Gene Ontology annotation, biological process: transmembrane transport. The transcript is spliced from 11 exons.